Theobroma cacao (cacao) is the source of this 1478-nucleotide messenger RNA. RefSeq names its product actin. Lineage: Eukaryota; Viridiplantae; Streptophyta; Magnoliopsida; Malvales; Malvaceae. The record is from RefSeq and is a predicted model, not a curated record.
CUUGCCUUUCUUUCUUCUUUCCUCCUCUAUUUCAAAAACAUUUCCUCACACACACUCUCUCUCUCUCUCUUGAACCCUCGCAUUCUCUCCAUCAAACACACCCUCGUUUUCUCAAAGGUUGUAGAAGAUGGCAGAAGCUGAGGAUAUCCAGCCACUUGUUUGUGACAAUGGAACAGGAAUGGUUAAGGCUGGAUUCGCUGGGGAUGAUGCUCCCCGAGCUGUGUUCCCUAGCAUUGUGGGUCGGCCACGACACACUGGUGUGAUGGUUGGCAUGGGCCAGAAAGAUGCGUAUGUUGGUGAUGAAGCUCAAUCCAAGAGAGGUAUCUUGACCUUGAAAUACCCUAUUGAGCAUGGUAUUGUGAGCAACUGGGAUGACAUGGAAAAGAUCUGGCAUCAUACCUUCUACAAUGAGCUUCGUGUUGCCCCAGAAGAGCACCCAGUUCUCCUUACUGAGGCUCCUCUCAACCCUAAAGCUAACCGUGAGAAGAUGACCCAAAUUAUGUUUGAGACCUUCAAUACUCCUGCUAUGUACGUCGCCAUUCAGGCCGUGCUUUCACUUUAUGCCAGUGGUCGUACAACCGGUAUUGUUUUGGACUCUGGAGAUGGUGUCAGCCACACAGUCCCCAUUUAUGAGGGUUAUGCCCUCCCACAUGCCAUUCUUCGUCUUGACUUGGCUGGCCGUGACCUCACUGAUCACUUGAUGAAAAUUCUGACUGAGCGUGGGUAUUCUUUCACCACCACAGCUGAGCGGGAAAUUGUGAGGGACAUGAAGGAAAAGCUGGCAUACAUUGCCCUUGACUAUGAGCAGGAGCUAGAGACCUCCAAAACGAGCUCAGCAGUAGAGAAGAGCUACGAGUUACCUGAUGGUCAGGUUAUUACCAUUGGUGCUGAGCGUUUCAGAUGCCCAGAAGUGCUUUUCCAACCAUCCAUGAUUGGUAUGGAAGCUGCAGGCAUCCACGAGACCACAUACAACUCCAUCAUGAAGUGUGAUGUGGAUAUCAGGAAAGACUUGUAUGGUAACAUUGUUCUCAGUGGUGGUUCAACCAUGUUUCCUGGUAUCGCUGACAGAAUGAGCAAGGAGAUCUCUGCACUAGCUCCCAGCAGCAUGAAGAUCAAGGUGGUUGCCCCACCUGAGAGGAAGUACAGUGUCUGGAUUGGAGGCUCAAUCUUGGCUUCCCUCAGCACCUUCCAACAAAUGUGGAUCGCCAAGACAGAGUACGACGAGUCAGGUCCAUCAAUUGUCCACAGGAAAUGCUUCUAAAUGUUUUUGAUUUGAGAAAUAGGGUCAAAGAGAGAAAGUAACGUAUCACCAUUUUCUGGUGCAGCUUGGAACUUUGCUUUGUUCUAGCUUUGUUAUCCAUCUAUGUUUGUUCUCAUGUUGGAGUGACGAUGAACUUUGAGAAAGCGAGGGGGUUUGAUUGUGGUCCAAUUCUUUAAUGGCUAUUUAAUGUCAGAAGUUUUUGACUAUUUAUAUCUGA